GCCACCCCCCAUGGCGCCCCAGACCCCCGCCGCGCCGGGCCACUAGGACCCUCAGCGUCCUCUUCCCUCCCCCCGCCCUGCCCCGUCUCCCGCGGCGCGAACCCGGGUGUCCACGGCGCCCAGCUUUUCGGCGCGCGUCCCCAGGCCGGCGGGGGGGGAGGGGACGAGAGGGGACCCCAGGAACCCCGCCCCCCCCACCCGGCCGCCCCGUGCCCCAGCACCCCGAGAAAAAUGUCUUCGCGGACAGCGCUGGCCCCGGGCAACGAUCGGAACUCGGACACGCAUGGCACCCUGGGCAGUGGCCGCUCCUCGGACAAAGGGCCCUCCUGGUCUAGCCGCUCCCUGGGCGCCCGCUGCCGCAACUCCAUCGCCUCCUGCCCCGAGGAACAGCCCCACGUGGGCAACUACCGCCUGCUGAGGACCAUCGGGAAAGGCAACUUCGCCAAAGUGAAGCUGGCGCGGCACAUCCUCACGGGCCGGGAGGUUGCCAUCAAGAUCAUCGACAAAACCCAGCUGAACCCAAGCAGCCUGCAGAAGCUCUUCCGAGAGGUCCGCAUCAUGAAGGGCCUGAACCACCCCAACAUCGUGAAGCUCUUCGAGGUGAUCGAGACCGAGAAGACGCUGUACCUGGUGAUGGAGUACGCCAGUGCCGGAGAAGUAUUCGACUACCUCGUGUCCCAUGGCCGCAUGAAGGAGAAGGAAGCGCGGGCCAAGUUCCGACAGAUCGUUUCGGCUGUGCACUACUGUCACCAGAAGAACAUUGUACACCGGGACCUGAAGGCCGAGAACCUCUUGCUGGACGCUGAGGCCAACAUCAAGAUCGCCGACUUCGGCUUCAGCAAUGAGUUCACGCUGGGCUCCAAGUUGGACACGUUCUGUGGGAGCCCCCCGUACGCCGCCCCAGAGCUCUUCCAGGGCAAGAAGUACGAUGGGCCAGAGGUGGACAUCUGGAGUCUGGGGGUCAUCCUGUACACCCUCGUCAGCGGCUCGCUGCCCUUCGACGGCCACAACCUCAAGGAGCUGCGUGAACGAGUGCUCAGAGGGAAGUACCGAGUCCCCUUCUACAUGUCCACGGACUGUGAGAGCAUCCUGCGGAGGUUCCUGGUGCUGAACCCUGCCAAACGCUGUACACUGGAGCAAAUCAUGAAAGACAAGUGGAUCAACAUCGGCUACGAGGGCGAGGAGCUGAAGCCAUACACGGAGCCGGAGGAAGACUUUGGGGACACCAAGAGAAUCGAGGUGAUGGUGGGUAUGGGAUAUACCCGGGAAGAAAUCAAAGAAGCCUUGACCAGCCAGAAAUACAAUGAAGUGACUGCCACCUACCUCCUGCUGGGCAGGAAGACUGAGGAGGGUGGGGACCGGGGCGCCCCGGGGCUGGCCCUGGCACGGGUGCGGGCGCCCAGCGACACCACCAACGGGACGAGUUCUAGCAAAGGCACCAGCCACAGCAAAGGGCAGCGGAGUUCCUCGUCCACCUACCACCGCCAGCGCAGACAUAGUGAUUUCUGCGGCCCCUCCCCGACGCCCUUACAUCCCAAGCGCAGCCCAACCAGCACGGGCGACACGGAGCUGAAGGAGGAGCGCCUGCCAGGCCGGAAGGCCAGCUGCAGCGCCGCAGGAAGUGGGAGCCGAGGGCUGCCCCCCUCCAGCCCCAUGGUCAGCAGCGCCCACAACCCCAACAAGGCUGAGAUCCCAGAGCGGAGGAAGGACAGUGCGAGCACCCCAAACAAUCUUCCCCCCAGCAUGAUGACCCGCAGAAACACUUACGUUUGCACAGAACGCCCAGGGUCCGAGCGCCCGUCACUGUUGCCCAAUGGCAAAGAAAACAGCUCGGGGACCCCCCGGGUGCCGCCCGCCUCCCCCUCCAGUCAUAGCCUGGCUCCCGCCUCGGGGGAGCGGAGCCGCCUGGCUCGCGGCUCCACCAUCCGCAGCACCUUCCACGGCGGCCAGGUCCGGGACCGACGCACCGGGAGUGGGGGCAGCGGGGGCGUGCAGAACGGGCCCCCCGCCUCUCCCACGCUGGCCCAUGAGGCCACACCCCUGCCCACCGGGCGACCCCGUCCCACCACCAACCUCUUCACCAAGCUGACCUCCAAACUGACCCGAAGGGUCACAGACGAACCUGAGAGAAUCGGGGGACCUGAGGUCACAAGUUGCCAUCUACCUUGGGAUCAAGCGGAAACCGCCCCCCGGCUGCUCCGAUUCCCCUGGAGUGUGAAGCUGACCAGCUCGCGCCCUCCCGAGGCCCUGAUGGCCGCGCUGCGCCAGGCCACGGCGGCCGCCCGCUGCCGCUGCCGCCAGCCCCAGCCGUUCCUGCUGGCCUGCCUGCACGGGGGUGCGGGCGGGCCCGAGCCCCUGUCCCACUUCGAAGUGGAGGUCUGCCAGCUGCCCCGGCCCGGCCUGCGGGGGGUCCUCUUCCGCCGCGUGGCCGGCACCGCCCUGGCCUUCCGCACCCUCGUCACCCGCAUCUCCAACGACCUCGAGCUCUGAGCCGCCACGGUUCCCCCCGGGCCUUGCUCGGCCUCAUUCUUGACCCCUUUGCUUCCCCUGGAGGGAAAGGGGCCAGGGAGCGGAUUCAGAUUCCCGUGUCCUGCAGCCUGGCCCUGCGCUCAGGACAGGGACAGACCAAGGUCCCGCGACUGUCCAGCCGCCGGGCAAGAGGGAAGAGAGAGGGGGACUUCGCAAGAGGAAUUGGCGCCUUCCGGCCAGCAGAGCCUCCAGCUGACCUGUCCUCCCUCGCCCUGCCAUGGGGCACUCGAGGAGACUUUGGGGGCAGAAAGGGAAACUGAGGAAACUUCCGUUCCUACCCCACAGCUCAAGAAUUAGGCCUUGGGCGGGGCAGAAAGUUGCUGAGCCUAAAGACUGGGGGAUUGGGGGGUGUGGGGGGUCCUUGGAGUGGGAGGUCCCAGAGGCAGAUUCCUUCCCCUCUGUCUCCCCCAUGCUCGAGCCCCCCUCCUUCCUGCCCUAGGUGGCGCAGGGCAAUUUGUACAAACCCUUGUAAAUACCCCCACUCCCUCACUCUGCAAAAAUAUCCGGGGGAGCUACCACAGUCACCUCCGGUUUUUAAGUUAUUAUUCCCCUCGUCCCCCAUCAGCCCCCUCACCUGCAGCCUGUUGCCCAAUAAAAUUAGGAGCAUCCCCUGCCCCCCACACUGACCCUGGGUUUUCCGGGGUUUCCGUCCCCUCUCACCAUCAAGAUGAAGAGAAGGGGAUGUGGCUCCUCGGGGGGCAGGGGGGAUUUCCUGGCCAAGACUCAGUUUCCUCAUCUGCAGAAUGGCAAUUGUGGGGUGGGAGAUGAGGCUUGAGGGCAACUGCAGAAGAGGUAAAGCUGCCAAGAGGCCCCCAGUCACUGUUCGUCGCCCCUCUCCCCCCAGUCACUCCACUCAGCACCCUGAGCACUCGUUAGACUGGACUCUAAGCCACUCCACACUCCAGUAGUACAUUUACUCAAUAAACAGUCAUUGACCCGA
Messenger RNA from Sorex araneus (European shrew), 3469 nucleotides. RefSeq names its product microtubule affinity regulating kinase 4 (gene MARK4). Gene Ontology annotation, molecular function: ATP binding; protein serine/threonine kinase activity; tau-protein kinase activity. Gene Ontology annotation, cellular component: cytoplasm. The record is from RefSeq and is a predicted model, not a curated record. The transcript has 17 exons. Gene Ontology annotation, biological process: intracellular signal transduction; microtubule cytoskeleton organization; protein phosphorylation. Lineage: Eukaryota; Metazoa; Chordata; Mammalia; Eulipotyphla; Soricidae. Bases 232 to 2490 code for a protein of 752 amino acids.